AUGGCACCCAAUCUGCAGUCAUACUACAAGCAGGUCGACUCCCUCGCCGAGCCCUUCAUCGAGCGUCUCCGACAAGCUGUGGCCAUCCCCUCCAUCUCCGCCGACGAGGAGAGGCGGCAAGAUGUCGUCAAGAUGGGCCACUUCCUCAAGGGCGAGCUCGAGAAGCUUGGUGCACACAUGGAAGCGCGCGAUCUAGGAAGGCAGCCUGGCAAGGAGCACCUCCACCUUCCUCCCGCCGUCAUCGGCCGAUACCCAGCGAAGAAGGAUGAGGGCAAGAGAACCAUCUUGGUAUAUGGACACUACGAUGUGCAGCCCGCCGGCAAGGAGGAUGGUUGGGCUACAGAGCCAUUCCAACUCAGCAUCGAUGACAAGGGCAGAAUGUAUGGAAGAGGCAGCACAGACGACAAGGGCCCAGUGCUUGGCUGGGUCAAUGCCAUCGAGGCACACCAGAAGGCAGCCAUCGACUUCCCCGUGAACCUGCUCAUGUGCUUCGAGGGCAUGGAAGAGUACGGCUCAGAGGGUCUCGACGACUUCAUCAUGGCAGAGUGCAAGCCCGGCAAGUUCUUCGAGGCCGCAGAUGCCGUGUGUAUCAGCGACAACUACUGGCUGGGUACGGAGAAGCCGUGCCUGACCUAUGGUCUCCGUGGCUGCAGCUACUACUCCAUUGAGAUCAAGGGACCUGGUCAAGACUUGCACUCGGGUGUCUUCGGCGGUACAGCUCAGGAGCCAAUGACCGACCUUGUCCGUGUGAUGGCUAGCUUAGUGGACACAGACGGCAACAUCCAGAUUCAAGGCAUCAACGAGCUGGUAGCUCCGUUGACCCAGGAAGAGCAGUCACUGUACAAGGACAUUGCAUUCACGAUGGACAACAUUCAUGAGUCGCUAGGCAGUCAGACAACCAUCUUCCCAGACAAGGAGCGUACACUCAUGGGUCGCUGGCGUUUCCCUUCGCUGUCGCUGCACGGCGUGGAAGGUGCCUUUUCCCAACCGGGCGCGAAGACCGUCAUUCCUGCCAAGGUUAUCGGCAAGUUCAGCAUAAGGACAGUCCCUGACAUGGAGCCUCACGAAGUUGACAGACUCGUCUUUGCACACGUAGACAAGGUCUUCAAGUCGCUCAAGUCAAAGAAUACCAUCAACUGCCACCUACAGCACGCUGGUAAGUGGUGGGUGGCAUCGCCAAACCACUGGAACUUUACGGCUGCAGCCAAGGCUGUUGAGGAUGUCUGGAAGGUGAAGCCGGAUCUUACCAGAGAAGGUGGCUCCAUCCCAGUGACUCUGACCUUUGAGCAAGCCACUGGCAAGAACGUCCUUCUCUUGCCCAUGGGUAGCUCGACCGAUGCCGCCCACUCUAUCAACGAGAAGCUCGAUCGUAGAAACUACAUUGAAGGCAUCAAGCUGUUGGGUGCUUACCUACACUAUGUCGCCGAAGAGCCGAUGAAGGGCUAG
Molecule: messenger RNA, 1446 nt
Organism: Fulvia fulva
Lineage: Eukaryota; Fungi; Ascomycota; Dothideomycetes; Mycosphaerellales; Mycosphaerellaceae
Product: Cys-Gly metallodipeptidase dug1
Exons: 2
Coding region: 1-1446 (481 amino acids)
Biological process (GO): proteolysis
Molecular function (GO): metallodipeptidase activity
Source: RefSeq, a predicted model, not a curated record